Molecule: messenger RNA, 1269 nt
Organism: Henningerozyma blattae CBS 6284
Lineage: Eukaryota; Fungi; Ascomycota; Saccharomycetes; Saccharomycetales; Saccharomycetaceae
Gene: NAP1
Product: histone chaperone NAP1
Exons: 1
Coding region: 1-1269 (422 amino acids)
Biological process (GO): nucleosome assembly
Cellular component (GO): chromatin; nucleus
Molecular function (GO): histone binding; chromatin binding
Source: RefSeq, a predicted model, not a curated record
AUGACUGAACCAAUUAAAGCCAAGCCUAAAUCUUCCAUGAAGAUUGAUAAUGCUCCUACACCUCAUAACACGCCUGCUAGUGUUGCUGGAAGUUCCUUUUUAAAGAAUGGUAAUCCAUUAGGUGAAGCAGAAAAACGCGAGAUGCCAGUUACUAUUGAUGAAGAAAGUAAAGAUGAGAAUGGUGAGAUUAAUAGCAAAGUGAUGAGUGAUCAACCCUUGUUUUUGCAAAGUAUUCAAGACAAGUUGGAUAAUUUGAUCGGUAGUAAUAGUGGGUACGUCAAGACUUUACCAGUUGAGAUUAAAAACCGUAUAUUUGCAUUGAAGAAGAUCCAAAGUGAUUUAUUUGAUAUGGAAAAGGAAUUCCAAAUUGAGAUGUUUGCAUUGGAAGAGAAAUUUUUAAAGAAAUAUCAACCAUUAUAUGACUAUCGUAAUGAAAUAGUUAAUGGUAAGAGCGAGCCUUCUAAAGAAGAAGUUGAACUUGGUAAAAAAUUGGAUGCUGAGGAUGCUGAAAAUGAGGGACUCACUGGGGCUGAUGAAGAAGAUGAAGUGAAUGGAGAUGUGAAAGGUGUUCCAUCAUUUUGGUUGACUUCGUUGGAUAAUUUACCAAUUGUGACAGAUACUAUCACUGAGCGUGAUAGUGAUGUUUUGAAUUAUUUACAAGAUAUCAAAUUAGAAUAUUUGAACAACGGAGAACCAGGGUUUAAAUUGAUCUUUGAGUUUGAUUCUAGUAAUAAUGAAUAUUUCAAAAAUAAAGAGUUGGUAAAGACGUAUUAUUAUCAAAGAGAAUUGGGGUAUUCUGGAGAUUUCAUCUACGAUCAUGCAGAGGGGAGUAAGAUUGAUUGGGUGGAUAAUAAUAAGAAUGUUACAGUGGAAGUGGAGAUGAGAAAACAAAGAAACAAGACGACAAAGCAAGUUCGUACUAUUGAGAAAAUCACACCUGUGGAAUCAUUUUUCAAUUUCUUUGAUCCACCAAAAGUGAAGAGUCCCGUUUUGAAUGAUGAAGGUAAUGAAGAAGAGGAUGAAGAUGAAGAAGACGAUUUGGAACAAAGAUUGGCUUUGGAUUAUUCGAUUGGGGAACAAAUCAAGGAUAAAUUGAUUCCUCGAGCUGUGGAUUGGUUCACUGGUACUGCCUUGGAAUAUGAGUACGAUAAUGAGUAUGAAGAAGGGGAGGAAGAGUAUGACGAGGAGUAUGAAGAGGGAGAAGGAAGUGAGGAUGAAGAAGGGGAUGAUAUGGCAGGUGCCGAGGCUCCAGAAUGUAAGCAGUCUUGA